AAGCUAACCAAAUCUGCAAUUUCGAAUUGUCAUAUCAUCUAAGAGUAUGCAGCAUUAUAUAAUAAUUUCACAAUUAUAUAUAUACAAUGGAUUAUACAUUAAAAAAUAUUGAAAAAAGUUGAAAAAAGUUGAGCCGGCAGCUCUGGUUUUGGCUGACACAAUCAAAUUUUGACAUCCAUUAAAUUUGUGUCUCAAUUUCGGAAAUAAUAGGUAUCAAUUGUUAAAAAAUAUAUAUUAUUAUAAGUAACAAAAUACAUACUAUAAAUAAUAUAACAAUACUCAAUACGGAAUUAAUUGAAAACAAUCCCUAUCCUUCCAUGUGUUGUUUAGAAUUUAAAUAAAAGUUAUCUGUAGACAGAGGUGACUUCACUUAAUAUGUGUACAUAACAGUCGGAUUCAAAACAAUGCCAUCAAUUUUAAUAAAUUUGAAACAUUUCCGACGUUGAAAUUUCAAAUUCUUUUAAAAAUAAAAUCUUGUAUCAGAAGUGUAUAAAAUAUAUGUGUGUCGGUCUGUUCAGGGAGUGCGGGUAUCAAUAUAACAAAUUGACAUCAAAACAACGUGGUCGAAUUGUUUCAGUUUGAUAUAUUAAUACAAUUAUUAAGAUUUUAUUUUAUCAAUAUAGAAUGGGCUGUUUUUUUUAAUAUAAAACUUGUAAGAUGCUACGUCACAACGGCUUAACUGGUAUGCCCUUAUAUAAGUUAAUCCUUGGUUUUGGACUAUGCACAUUGGGUGGCGCUAUGUUAUAUACCUAUUUCAAAAAUCGGGAUGAAGAUAAAGAUGUGUCACAACCAAAACCCGUGGUGAAACAAAAAAGAAAACCACAACAAGCGAAGUUAAACCCACAACGGAUUGACGAGGAAUCGAAGAUCAACUUUGAAAUAUUAAAUGAGCAUAUACCACUGUGUGUGGGUCGUGGAGGAUCCAAUUUAAAAUCCAUUGAACAACAGACGAGCACAAAAAUACAUUUACGGGAUAAAAAUGAUAAGUACAAGAUCUGUGAUAUAUACGGGAUGGCAGACGGAGUAAAACAAGCUCGUGCAUUACUAUUAAAAGAAAUAGAACGGGCUCCAAUUGUCAAGGAAGAAAUCUUUGUGCCACAAAGUGUAUGCGGAAAAAUUAUGGGACGAUGCGGUGAGGCAAUGCAAGAAAUAUGUCGCAUCUCAUUGGCAAAAGUUGCUGUGGACUCAGGAAGUGGUCGUAGCGGAGGGGCUAUGGAUAAACGACGCAUUCUUUUAACUGGAAAUCAGCAACAGGUAAAUAUUGCACGAAAAUUGAUUGAGGAAAAAAUUGAAGAAGAUGAAGACCUUCGGCGAGCCGUUGAAGAAGUCGAACAUAGCCGCGAGCCGCGUCGUUCGCCUUCGAACAGCAUCAAUUCAAGCAUGUAUUCUUCGCAAACGUCUUUGAGUUCGCAUUUGCCUCCCCGUGAAAAACUUCUCGCUUCUCGUAAUGAGGAUAAGCCAAUGGAGAUUUAUGUAUCUGCUAUUGCAUCACCUUCCAAAUUUUGGGUACAAAUUAUUGGUCCACAAUCAAAGAAACUAGAUGACAUGGUACAAUCAAUGACAGAGUACUACAGUGAACCAGAGAAUAAAGCCCGUCAUCAAAUCGGGGAGCCAUAUUUAGGUCAAAUUGUGGCAGCCGUAUUCAAAUAUGACGGAAAGUGGUAUCGGGCAGAAAUUGUGGGUAUUUUACCAAAUCAGUACAAUCCUAACGACGUAGUACUAGAUCUUUAUUUCGUUGAUUACGGCGAUAGUGAAUAUGUAUCGCCCCACGAGGUAUUUGAGUUGCGUACCGAUUUUUUGACUCUAAGAUUCCAAGCAGUGGAAUGUUUCCUAGCAGGUGUUAAAUCUACCAUGCUGAAUGAUCCAGAUACUUGGGAUCCGCCAUCAAUCCAAAAAUUUGAGGAACUUACACAAGUUGCUAAUUGGAAGAAACUCAUUUCUCGAGCAACUACUUAUAAAGAGCGACAAAGGGGUGUAGCUGGUUCUGCCCGCGAGAGUUCUCCAAUACCAGGUGUUGAACUUUUUGAUUUGACAGAAGGUGUGGAAGUCAACAUUGGACAUAUUUUAAUUUCACACGGAUUUGCCUUGCCUGCCGAUGACCUACCACGACCACGUUCCCCUUACUAUUCAAACCCAUCUUCAAUUGUUCACCGUAACGAGAACUUGUCAAAUGACAAAGGGAAUAAAAGCAUUGAUGAACAUUUUCUGAAGGAUCAGUAUGAUACCAUACGAACAAAUAACAAUUUAUAUGCAGAUAGCGCUGAUAACGAAAUUGUCACAUUAACAGACGAACAAGCAGCAGAUAAUCUAACAAAUUUGUCUGCUUCUAAGAUUUUGAUGAAUAAGAAAUCUACAGAAGCAUUGGAAAAUAGUAAUUUACAUAUUAAAAAUGGAAAUUUAAAUCGAUAAGAGCGGGAUCUUUGCUGAUGCCGAAUUAAUUAAGGCAUUGAUUACUUCUCAUGUUGCUACUUUUGUUAUAAUGUAUCAUUUAAUUUUACAUUUAGUACUUAAGCGGGUGAAUAUAUGUAUAUAGGUAAAUGUUUGAAUGUUACAAACAUAUAUGAACAUCGACUGGACAAUUUUGCAACAUAUAUUAAUUGAUGUUAUUGCUUCAAUUUUGUUAUUUAGUGCCCUUAACAAAAACUUGCGGGAAACGCAAUGAUUUAAAUUUGAUGUAGGAAUAUAUUUACGUCGUUUUUUUAGUGGUAAUUUAAAUUCGAAAAUAAUUUGUUAAAUUUUAACAAUACCUACUUAAGAUCUCUCUGUAAAGAUCUAUUUAUUUUAUUCAAUAGACGAAAUUGUUUCAAUUAAAAUUAUCGUACAAAUUACAUUUUUGUGUACAUAUGCUAACAUACAUUUGCAUUCAGCAAGCUGAAAAUAUAUUUUUUUCUAAGUCGUAUACAAACCAAAUCGUUUUUUGUACAGAAGUAAAUAUUAUAAGUUUUUGAAUGACUUAUUUAUUAUUAAUAUAAGGAUUUCAUAUUGGGUUUAGUGAGACAAAGUGGUUUAAUGCUGAUGGUAAUCAGUAAUAGAAAAUAUAUAUAUAAUAUAAUGUUUUUGUAAAGUUUAGGCGUAAUAAUCGCCAAUGAAAAAUUUUUAUUUUCUGGGAAAACGAUCACGUAAAUAUACAACAAAAGCACAUUGUGGUACAGCACAUAAGACUUGGGUGGUUUGGUGAGUAAAAUCCCUACCCUCUAUAUAGCAUAAACCGUUUCCAUUUUUAUAAUACAUUUUUAUUUUUAUUUUUUUGUUUA
Molecule: messenger RNA, 3254 nt
Organism: Bactrocera oleae (olive fruit fly)
Lineage: Eukaryota; Metazoa; Arthropoda; Insecta; Diptera; Tephritidae
Gene: papi
Product: tudor and KH domain containing protein papi
Biological process (GO): spermatogenesis; P granule organization; piRNA processing
Cellular component (GO): P granule
Molecular function (GO): RNA binding
Source: RefSeq, a predicted model, not a curated record